This is a messenger RNA of Mangifera indica (mango), 1471 nucleotides long. Its product is annotated as ankyrin repeat-containing protein BDA1-like. Gene Ontology annotation, molecular function: protein binding. The transcript is spliced from 2 exons. Bases 23 to 1390 code for a protein of 455 amino acids. NCBI's taxonomy places the organism in Eukaryota, Viridiplantae, Streptophyta, Magnoliopsida, Sapindales, Anacardiaceae. The record is from RefSeq and is a predicted model, not a curated record.
UUGAGUGCAUAGCUACUUACGCAUGGAAGCUGAGAGGUUGCAGAUGCUAGGAAACGUGGAUGAUUUAUUUUCAGUACUUGAAAAGGAUCCCUAUGUUUUGGAGCGUAUUGAACAAAUACCAUUUGUGACUACUCCCUUGCACACAGCUGCAAGCGAGGGAAAUGUCUAUUUCGCCAAGGAAAUACUAAACUUAAAGCCUUCAUUUGCUAGGAAGCGAGACCAUCUUGGGCGUAGCCCCCUCCAUUUGGCUUUGGAGGGGAAACACCUGAAGGGUAAGCUUACGUACCAGCAACUUGUAACAUGGUUGAUAAAGCAUGACAGUGAGCUUGUCCGUGUCAAAGCAAAGGGGAUGAUUACUCCUUUGCACUAUGCAGCUCAAGUAGACGACGAAUCCAAUUUGGCUGAUUUUUUGUAUGUUUGUCCAUCAUCAAUCAAAGAUUUGACUGUUAAAGGUGAAACUGCUGUCCAUGUUGCCCUCAAAAACAGGAGUCUCAAGGCCUUUAAAGUCUUGUUAGGAUUUCUUCGACGCUUUGACAAAGAAGAGAUUCUAAACUGGGAGGACGAAGAAGGAAAAAAUGCAUUGGAUACUGCAGUAUCUGUAAAUCAUCGUGAGGCGGUGAAGCUGUUGAUCAGACGUGUCAAUAAAAAGAACGGUAAAGGUUUAACAGAUUUGGACACCUUCGAUGAUCGCAAAGAUUCGCUACAUUUAGUACUUAAGGACUGUCAACCUGCUCCUCCUAAAGUUAAAACAACACCCAUAAGUCUUUCAAAAAAAAUUAUUAUAGAUUUAUUUGGUUCACGAAAUUCACUAGUGGAGUACUUUUCUAGGCCCCUAAACUUUUCAGCACUAAUUCUGAAAAGUUUAGGUCUGGUUUACCAAAGAAUAAACCAGAUUCAUUUGGAUGCCCGAAACAUACUACUUGUGGUGGCUGUAUUGGUAGCCACAGCCACAUAUCAAGCUGCACUAAGCCCACCCGGAGGAUAUUGGCAAGAUGAGGGCAAUCUACAGCCUGCCAACAGCACCACCAACAUCUUCAAUACAGGUCCAUCAACAGAACGAGCAGGGCAUAUGAUUCUAGCGUCUUCAACGCAUUUUGUGUUUUUGAUGUGCAAUUCUUUGGCUUUUUUCAUGUCUGUGUACGUAAUUUUGAUUCUCACAACUCUCCACCAAUUAGUCAUUCUCCCGACAACCCUUUUGGUAUUUUCGUUUUGUCUUGCGGUUGCUGACACUUCCUUUUACAAGAAACUUACAGCUGUAGGGUAUUGUUUUGAUAUUUUUCUGUCUGUAAGUGCACUUAUAGCAUAUGGUAUCCCACUAUUAUAUCAUCUCCAGGGAAAGGAGCUCAGACGGCUAGGCCAGCGGAGGAAUCUACGUCUGGGAAGCUUUUAAAAACUUAAAAUGUGAAGUCAGCAUUGUUUGUAAUGUUAUACCUGCUUUGAAUAUUUAAUAAAGUUGCUUCUUUUACAAGUA